AAAGUACAAUACGCGUAAAUUUGUGGUGAACAGAAUAAGACUAUUUCGUGAAACUCAACUUUGUUUUCGAGAUGUUGCCGCAAAGCUGUGCUUUUAACUUCGAUAACUGCAAACGCAAUGCGGAUCUGCAGAAAGCUGGCUUUGAGCUGCCACGCCCCUAUAAAACGGGCACCUCCAUAGUGGGCGUUGUGUGCGCGGAUGCUGUUGUGCUUGGCGCGGACACACGCGCCACUGGUGGUUCUCUCGUCGCCGACAAGAACUGCAUUAAGAUCCAUCGCCUCAUGGAUCACAUAUACUGCUGUGGCGCAGGCACUGCGGCGGAUACGGAUAGGAUGACCAUGUUCACCUCCGCCGAGCUGGACUUGCAUGAAUUGAAUACGGACCGGCAGGUUCCAGUGGUGUGCGCCAGCAGGUCAAUACGCCGCUCACUCUUUCGCUUCCAGGGCCACAUUGGUGCCGCCCUGGUCUUGGGAGGUGUCGACAAGUGGGGCCCACAGCUGUACUGCAUCUAUCCGCAUGGGUCCGAGGAUAAAAUACCAUAUUGUGCCAUGGGUUCGGGCACGCUGGCUGCCUUGGCAAAGCUUGAGAGGGGCUGGCGGGAAAACCUCAGCCUAGAGGAGGGCAAGGAGUUGGUGCGCGAGGCCAUCAAUGCGGGCGCCAAGAACGACCUAGGUUCGGGCUCAAACAUAGAUCUGUGCGUAAUAACUAAAAAGGGCGCCCAGUUCGUGCGCGCCGAUAGGGUUGCCAGUGCAAAGCGCGUCCUGAUUGGCAAGACACCCAUCAAGCGUAACUGUACAAUAGCGAGGAGCCGAUCAGUACAUGUGGUCAGUGAGUUUGCAUCGAACAGCAAUACCCUAACCUGGGAACCUGCGACCCCGUGGUCGGACCCCGAAUGAGCUACACAAUAUUGUGACCAUAAUUCAAGAGCUUUUAUGGAAAGCGAAACCAAAUUAAACACGUAAUAAGUUGUUAAUUAGUGAGAUAAAUAAAUAAGCAUUGCGAAGAAUAUUAAAUGUAA
Scaptodrosophila lebanonensis is the source of this 1018-nucleotide messenger RNA. Its product is annotated as proteasome subunit beta type-7-like. Gene Ontology annotation, molecular function: threonine-type endopeptidase activity. Bases 72 to 896 code for a protein of 274 amino acids. Lineage: Eukaryota; Metazoa; Arthropoda; Insecta; Diptera; Drosophilidae. The transcript is spliced from 3 exons. Gene Ontology annotation, cellular component: proteasome core complex. The record is from RefSeq and is a predicted model, not a curated record.